Opisthocomus hoazin is the source of this 2451-nucleotide messenger RNA. The record is from RefSeq and is a predicted model, not a curated record. Lineage: Eukaryota; Metazoa; Chordata; Aves; Opisthocomiformes; Opisthocomidae.
AUGGGACCCCUUACAAACAUGUAUGUCUUUGCUUGUGUCUUUACAUUCACACUAUGGAAUUAUAUCCAGCCAACUGUGGAAAAUGAAUUUAUUGCAAAUUAUUCAAGCAGUUUGCUUACUAAUGUUCCAAAAAACAUUCCAGUCCAUACUCAUGUAUUAGAUUUAUCACAUAAUAGGAUCUCUGGACUUAGUAUCUCAGAAUUUAUUUCUCUCUCUGACCUUCAAGUAUUGAAUCUUUCUUAUAAUCUAAUUUCGGAGCUUGACUUCAGCGUCUUCAUUUUUAAUCAAGAUUUAGAAUACUUAGAUUUAUCUCAUAAUAACAUUUUGAAAGUUUACUGUCAAACCCUUGCAUAUCUUAGACAUUUAGAUCUUUCUUUCAAUAAAUUUACUGCCCUGCCUAUCUGUCAGGAAUUUGGAAACAUGUUUCAUUUGGAGUACCUAGGAUUAAGUGCCACGAUGAUACAAAGGUCAGACUUCAGGUAUAUCAUACAUUUGCAGCUGCACACCAUCUUCCUGACCUUAGAAGACUUUUAUCUAUAUGAGCCUCAGAGUCUGACAGUCUUGAAUACAAGGAGCCUUCACAUUGCUUUUGCAGCGAACAAAAACUUCAGUUUUUCCCUCUUGUAUGAUGGAAUGAGCACUUCAGAAAACUUAAAAAUAGUUAACUUAAGAUAUACCUUGAGCUACAAAGAUUUCCCCUCUCCUUCUUUAAUGCUUCUGAAGAAAAUAAAGACAACAGCUCUGAUGCUUGAUACUGUGGACUUAGAAUGGGCUAUCAUUUUGCAAAUUUUCCUGCUUAUUUGGUAUUCUCCUGUGGAGCAUCUGACUGUGAGAAAUUUGAUUUUUCGGGGACCACUGGGGGUGCUGAAUGAAUAUGGAUCUCUACCCUUAUUAAGCUCUGUGGAACAAUUAAUCUCUUUGGGUGGCUCCAUGAAAGCACUAACUUUGGAGCAUGUUCGUAAUAGGGUUUAUUAUUUCAACCAAGAAAUUCUGUACAGGCUGUUUGCAGAGCUGAAUAUUGCCAGUUUGACAAUAUACGAUGCAUACAUGCCACACAUGCUUUGCCCCAAUAGAACGAGCUCAUUUCAGUAUUUAAAUUUUUCCCACAAUGCCCUGACGGAUGAAUUGUUCCAGAAUUGUGGCACUCUGACAGAUCUGAAAUUACUUAUUUUGAAGAGGAAUAAAUUUGAGAGCCUUUCCAAGGUAAGCUUCAUGACCAGCCGUAUGAAAUCACUGAAAUAUCUGGACAUGAGCAGCAACUUGCUGCGCCACGAUGGAGCUGAUGUGCAGUGCCAAUGGUCUGAGUCGCUGACAGAGCUGGACUUGUCCUCAAAUCAGUUGACGGAAUUGGUGUUUGAGUGCUUGCCGGUCAACAUCAAAAAACUCGACCUACAAAACAAUCAGAUCAGCAGCGUCGCCAAGGGGAUGGCUGAGCUGAAAUCCUUGAAGGAGCUGAACCUGGCAUCGAACAGGCUGGCUGACCUGCCGGGGUGCAGUAGCUUUACGUCCCUGGAGUUGCUGAAUGCAGAGAUGAACUUGAUCCUCACCCCAUCUGCCGACUUCUUCCAGAGCUGCCCAAGAGUCAGGGAGCUACAAGCCGGGCACAACCCGUUCAAGUGUACCUGUGAACUGCAAGCCUUUAUCCACCUGGAGAGGCAGUCUGGGGGGAGGCUGUUCGGCUGGCCGUCGGCGUAUGAGUGCGAGUACCCGGAAGGCUUGCGAGGAACGCAGCUGAAGGACUUCCACCUGACGGAACUGGCUUGCAACACGGCGCUGCUGCUUGUGACGGCUCUGCUGCUGACGCUGGUGCUGGUGGCUGUGGUGGUCUUUCUGUGCAUCUACCUGGAUGUGCCGUGGUACGUGCGGAUGACAUGGCAGUGGACGCAGACGAAGCGGAGAGCUUGGCACAACCACCCUGAAGAGCAGGAGACAGUUCUGCAGUUCCAUGCGUUCAUUUCCUACAGCGAGCGCGAUUCUUUGUGGGUGAAGAAUGAGCUGAUCCCGAACCUGGAGAAGGGGGAGGGCUGUGUACAACUGUGCCAGCAUGAGAGAAACUUCAUCCCCGGAAAGAGCAUUGUGGAGAACAUCAUUGACUGCAUUGAGAAGAGCUACAAGUCGAUCUUUGUGUUGUCGCCCAACUUUGUGCAGAGCGAGUGGUGUCACUACGAGCUGUACUUUGCCCACCACAAAUUAUUCAGUGAGAAUUCCAACAGCUUAAUCCUCAUUUUACUGGAGCCGCUCCCUGCAUAUAUUAUCCCUGCCAGGUAUCACAAGCUGAAGGCUCUCAUGGCAAAGCGAACCUACCUGGAGUGGCCAAAGGAGAGGAGCAAGCAUGCCCUUUUCUGGGCCAACCUGAGGGCAGCUAUUAGCAUUGACCUGCCAAUAUCCUUUGAAGGAAAUGAGGAGCAGAGUGAUGUUACUUCUACUAGUGUCGGGGUCGAUGUAGCUUGA